Dichotomopilus funicola is the source of this 2499-nucleotide messenger RNA. RefSeq lists its product as uncharacterized. Gene Ontology annotation, biological process: regulation of DNA-templated transcription. The coding region runs from base 1 to 2499 and encodes 832 amino acids. The record is from RefSeq and is a predicted model, not a curated record. The transcript is spliced from 2 exons. Lineage: Eukaryota; Fungi; Ascomycota; Sordariomycetes; Sordariales; Chaetomiaceae. Gene Ontology annotation, molecular function: DNA-binding transcription factor activity, RNA polymerase II-specific; zinc ion binding.
AUGACUUUCGACUUCAACGCCGCUGGGGGGGAAGCCGCACUGUUGGAACAGUUUGUGUUUGACCACCGCGAUCGCUACUCAUAUCCCAUCGUAUCCUCCGCCGCGCCCACGUCUCAGGAUCUCACCACCUCGACCGCCUUGACCACCAUGCCUCAGGUCAACCGCCAAAGCUUGAGCCCGGUGUCGAGCUGGCUGCCGCUUGAACUGGCCGGCACCGUCAGCGCGCCCAUGUCGAUUCACUCGCCCAACUCCGCCAGCGGGACGCCGUCAUCCCCCGAAGAUCAGAGCGCCCGCUCGCCCGGCCACCAGAGCAGCACUAUGUCGAGCCCACUCCAACAGCAGCCGUCCCCGUAUCAAACCACCACCCUCCCGCAGACCACGGGCCUGAUUUCGGACUGGUCGAUGCCGCUUCACUCUCAGCAGCAGCCGACUGCGGAUCUCUCUCAGUUCAUCCAAGAUCCAGCAUUGAUUGGGUUCAAUGCGUAUGCUUCAAAUUUCCAGCAGCCCCCGAUCGAAUACCUGCCGGCAACCACCCAGGCCACCCUUGAUGCUGGCCUUCAGCUGGAGCCCGGCUUCACUACGAUUUCUCCAAUUGACACGACGAGUCGGGUGGUGUCUUGGGGCCCCAACUGGCAGGAUUUCGACCAGUCGCUCGGCUUUCAGCAGCACGAUGGGUUGCCGCGGGUAAGGAGUCUGGGAAGCCACUCGCCAACGGGUACCUACCUCGAGGUGCUGUCAUUGGGCUCGGGCAGCGACAACGGCUGGACUUCGGUGGACAUGUAUGGCAACGUCGACACCUUUAGCCAGCCGCAGCCCUCGCAAAGUCCGGCCAUCUUCAACCCCGGCCAGACCCUGCAUUUGCGGACUCACUCCGACUCCUCGGAUGCUAAUUCGCUUGGCUACGAGGAGGUUCCGUUCCCCUACUCCCCGUUCUCUCCCGCCUCCGAUGGAUUCGUUGACCUCACCAACAACCACCGCAAUUGCUUGCACGGAGAGCACCACCACCACGGAUCGACUUCUCCCGAACUCAUCAGCCCCACCACCGCUGUUGCGCCGCUCCCCGUCAAGACGGUUGUGGCUAACCGGCCUGUGGUUGCCUCGGGUUCCAGCGGUUCCGGCUCUGUGUCGACUUCGCCUCCCGCCAGGCGGAAUUCGGGGACCCGGAAGAGCCCUAUUGCAAAAGCCACGAAGCCGGUCAUUCGGAGAACGUCUACCGGGAAGAAGGAUGGCACAGGUGAGAAGAAGGUCGGCAGGAGACGCGGUCCGUUGCUGCCGGAGCAGCGGAAGCAAGCAAGUGAGAUUCGGAAGCUCAGGGCGUGCCUCCGCUGCAAGUUCCUCAAGAAGACGUGCGACAAGGGCGAGCCGUGUGCUGGUUGCCAGCCUUCUCACGCUCGGUUGUGGCAAGUCCCCUGCACUCGCAUUGAUAUUAAGGACAUUGGAUAUUUCAUGAAGGACUGGAAGGCCGACUACGAGCGCCACCUGGGCCGCGGCAUGUCCGUGUUCAACGUCAAGGGUUUUGCUCAAAAGGAAACCCUCAUGUGGAUCACCCACGGCUACGGCUUCUGCCUCCCCGUCAUGGUUCGUGAGGUGUACGUGGCGGACGAGAGCUGCUUCCAGCUUGAUUGGGUCGAGUCGACGCUGGAGGACCAGGGCCCCAUUGACUUUGAGAUCCGCACCGAGCGCCUGGAUGUUGGCCAGGACGGUAUCUCGAUGGAGACCCUCCACGAGUACCUCGACAAGCACAUCGACGAGGGCUUCGAGCAGUUCAUCGAUGAUCACUUCGAGGGCACGCCUUUCAUCACUGAGAUUUUCAAGACCGCCUACCGGUUCUACACCAAGGAGAGGCUCCCCGUCAUUCGCAAGGCCCUGAAGCUCGUUGUUGCCUACAACUUGACCCUGCACAUUACCAUGGUUGAGCAGCCGCAAACGGAAGAGCCUAUGGAAGGACAGAUCGACGACGAAGACUCCAAGUACUACGGCAAGGUUGUCGCACCAGUCAUGAUCAACUUCCAGAUCAAGUGCGCCAUGGCCGACAUGUGGCGCGAGCUGCAGAAGGACAUUCUCGAGGAGCUGUCGGCUCUCUACUCGAGCGUGUACAGCGGUGAGCGGUUGAAGAACUGGCCCACCAUUUUCAUGUUGGCUUCCAUCCUGCUUGCUGUCUGGGAGGAGAUCCAGUUUGACUGCCACUACCGGGUCCCCGACCCGGUUGCUGUCGAUAAGUUCUGCAGUGACAUGGAGACGGUGCCAGUCGGCGUUAUCGUCGGCCUGUUCCACGCCAUCUCGCAGAAGCUGCCCGCCUUCACCGAAUGGGACACCCGGAGGCACGGCCAGCUGCUCAACAACAACCCUGCGGUCUGCGAGGCCAUGACGGAGGUCCGGCAGCAUGUUAUCAAGCACGAGGCAUAUCUCAAGACCCGCUCCGAAUCCAAGUUCGACCGCUACGACUUUGACUCAUUAUCAAACAAGCUGCUGUCAAAGCUCGUCAUCCGGUCCAACUAG